AAGAAGGGAGCGGAAGGUGUGCAGCCAUUCACAACACAAGCAGAGCACCGCUCAAGCAGAACGAGAAGGGCUGGACCUCUUGUUUUUGUUUCUCACCAUUUAGGAGAGGGGAUUAAGCAUGCCCAAAGCAGGAGAGAGGACACCCUCUUCCACUUCUGUUGACUCCGCUGCAACAGACAGUGGCAAAGAUGAAUCCGGUUCAGUCUCAGACACACCCAGAAAAUCAUCAAAGAAGUCGAAGAAAACACCUGAUAGCAUGAACAAAGUCUACAUCUCUGUACUCAACAGUGUUUUUGGGGCGGAGAGAGAAUUAGCUCAGGCCGAGUUGGACGAGUUGCACGAGGCCUUUAAAGAGUUUGACUACGAUCAAGAUGGAUACCUGAACUACAAGGAUGUGGCUGAAUGCAUGAGGACAAUGGGAUACAUGCCCACGGAAAUGGAGCUGCUGGAGAUAGUUCAACAGAUCAAGAUGAGAAUGGGCGGGUUGAUGGAUUUUGAAGACUUUACUGAACUGAUGGGACCCAGGAUGAUGGGAGAGACUGCUGACAUGCUGGGGCUCAAAGAGCUCCAGUCGGCCUUUGUGCAGUUUGACCUUGAUGGAGAUGGAAGGAUCACCCAGGAUGAAAUGAAGGAGGCAAUCAAGUCGAUGCUGGGUGAGAAGCUGAAGAAAGGGGAACUAGAAGAGAUCAUAAAGGAGCUGGACAUUAACGCAGAUGGAAGCAUUGAUUUUGAAGAGUUUGUGAUGAUGCUUUCCAUUCACUAGCUGUGGAAAUGACAGCAAAAGGAUACACAACUGCAUCUGAAUCAUUCCAUAGUUAGCAUAAUUACCACGCAACAAUGACAUUUCAACAGUUUUUGUAUUAUGGGUAUAGAUGGAUAAUGUGUGCCUAACUAAAAUCACUUUAUGAAUAGGGCAUUGUUAAGGGGGGAAACACUGUGAAUGCUGUUAUGAAAGUUUUGCAGUAAUAUUGUAUGUAAAUAAGACGUAAGAUCUUUUAAUAUUUUAAUAAAGAAAUCUAAAUCAUG
Pungitius pungitius (ninespine stickleback) is the source of this 1026-nucleotide messenger RNA. RefSeq names its product calcium-binding protein 2. The record is from RefSeq and is a predicted model, not a curated record. Gene Ontology annotation, biological process: regulation of voltage-gated calcium channel activity. The transcript is spliced from 8 exons. Gene Ontology annotation, cellular component: cytoplasm. Gene Ontology annotation, molecular function: calcium ion binding; calcium channel regulator activity. Bases 119 to 763 code for a protein of 214 amino acids. NCBI's taxonomy places the organism in Eukaryota, Metazoa, Chordata, Actinopteri, Perciformes, Gasterosteidae.